UUUUCUCAGCAAGAGUGUUUUAAAUUACAGUAUUAUAAGUAAUAACUUUUUCAGAUACACUGUUUGAUUGCAGGCUGAUGUCUACAGUGUAUGACCCCAUUAUGCCUAUUUUAAUUCAAUUCAUGUAGUUGCAUGCCUUUCAGUGUGUCGUGACAAAGGACUGAUUUUCUAAUUCCAUUUACCUGUCUGGAGAUGUUGAAAAAGCUUUGGGACACAGAGUCUGACGCUGUCUAGCGCCGCCCAGUUGUCCUUUACUAACCAGCAAUGAUUGACUGCCCAAUGAAUUGACAUCAAGUGUUGAUUGCAUGAUCAGCUUAUCCCUACAUAUAAAAGGCAAAACAACACAAAAAAAGCAGUCCAAUAGACAGCAAGCUGAUAGACUUCCCCCGUUCGUCUCAAAUCUGCAUGCAGACAACUACUUUAUGGAUAUUUGGGUUUCCUCACCAUAGCAACAGAGCUGCAAAACCGUACCGUACAAUCUCUCAUCACACACAGUCGUGCCUGGGAUCGCACGGCACGCGGGAGAGAGAGGGAAAGGACUCCGCUUCCAUGCGCUUAAAUCUCUGGAGGAAUUUUUCUCAUUACAACCAUGACAGUUCACUUACAACAGCACCCAAGAGCCAAGGGUCAUGUUCACAGUCGCCGAUCGAGCAGUCGUUCCUGCGUUCAACUGAGAGACAAAUGGAGGGAUGCAACAAUUUCACUGUUUGCUCACCAUGACGGAGGCGCUCUGUGCUGAAUCCUUUUGUGUCACGCAGCCAAGCUUCUGUCCUCGCCUCACGCCUGUGGGUUAACUGCCAGAGGAAGGCUGGAAGAGCCCCCUCCUCUUCCACACCGCCAAUCUGCAAUUUUUACUCAAUCUGCCUCUCUUGUCUCGGUUUACCUCGGUGUGCGAAUAUCUCCACCCCUUUCUCUCACUCUCUCAUGCUUUCUCUCUCCCUCCCACAGCUUGCUAUCUCUCCUCCCCUCGUGCCUUCAAAGCCAGUCUGCUCGUCACUUUAGGGCUGCUUGCUAGAUGAUCUCUCGGAAAACAACAUCCGCUUCUAUCUCCGGCAGCUCCAUGUCGAGGCUUCUUUAGGAUUUUUUGUCCAAGGCAGCAGGAUGCUGAUGUGCCGGCACUGAUUCUUCUACUUACCUUCUCAUUUUCCCCUUUCCCCUUCCCUCUCCUAAUCUCCUGCCCUCUGACCUUCAUCACCACCUUUCACCUGUUCCCUUCUAUCCCUAUUCCCUCUCUUUCUUCGUCCCUCUUUCUUGACCAUGUUGCCAUGUGUCUGCCGGUUCCAGCCUGUCCUUGCUUUGCUAUCCUUAACUUUCUUUACUCAAGGGGAAAACUGUCCAGCGACCUGCCUGUGUCCAGACCCUCACACCGUAGACUGUAGCGGACGAGGACUUACCCAUCUUCCGGAAGAGAUCCCGUUGGAUGUGAGAAGACUGCUGUUGGCCGACAACUGGAUCCCACGUAUUCCCUCGGACUUCCUAGUGCUCUUCAGUGACCUGGUCUAUCUUGACCUCCGCAACAACUCGCUGUCACGCAUUGAGCCGGGCACCCUUAGCACUUCCUCCAGGUUAGUUUUCCUGGACCUCGGCUGCAACAACCUGACUGAGAUCCCCAAAGGGACUUUUGGAGAGUCGAGGAGCCUAAUUAAGUUGCGCCUGGGCAAUAACCCCUACUUAAGCAUGGUCAACGAAGAUGCCUUCACGGGUCUCACAUCCCUGCGUGAACUUGAACUAGAACGCAAUGCUUUAUCUGGGCUACAGGUGGGUGCCCUGAGCCAACUGCCCUCGCUCCGGAUGGUACGGCUAGAAGGCAACCCUUGGGUGUGUAACUGCAACUUUGCCAACCUGUUUACUUGGCUGAUGGAGAACAGUCGCAAGCUUCCUCAUGGUAUAGAGAGUAUGGAGUGCUCUUUGCCCACCGACGGUCGCCGCGUGCCUCUCACCCAGCUUUCCCAGGACAGUUUUCGGGAAUGUCAGAUGACCCUGACCCUCACGGAUUUCCUCAUCAUCAUCUUCUCGGGCAUCUCCGUCUCUGUGGCCGCCAUCAUGGCCAGCUUCUUCCUGGCGUCAACCGUACACUGUUUCCAGCGCUGGAGCAAAGGAACCAAAGGAGAUGAAGAAGAGAGCGAAGAAUGAGGAGGAGGAUGAGAUGAGUUACCUUUAAUCUGAUUCAGAGCCAAGACUUGGAGUAGCGGAGAGAUAAACAUUAAGACUCUGCUCUGUGGUCACCGGCUUCUCAGUUGGACAAAUGUAUCUGGUGACAGUGCUACUAAAAUGACUAGUAUGCAUUACUGGACUUCUGGUAUGCGGGUAAGCCUUAGUAUGCAAACAUCCAGGGAUUUCCGUGUAACAGGAGAUUCUUGAAGACCUUGUCCUCCAGUAACAUUUUCAGUGUUGAAUAAUAUUGUCUGUAGAGUUUCUAUUUAUGUAGUAAACACAGUAAAGGCAGCAAAAUAAAAUUGUGCUACUUGUUAAUUGUGCCAAAUUAGCACAGGCAGACAGCAAUGGACUGAUCUACAGAAAACAAAGUCAUAAAAAGCAGGUAGAAGUCAAAUAUAUCAGUUAUAGCUUUACACAGCCAGUAUUUGUGACAGAAGCCAUUUAAAAUAGGAGAAGAGGAACUUGGAUUUCAAAAGGCAUUACCUAAAUGAAAAGACACGAUAUUUAGAAUAGUUUCGUGUAAAUAGCCGUGUCAAAUAAUGCACUUUAAAAUGGUUUAAGUUGCUUCCGCCCUCAAACCACUAAGUGGACUGGCUUGGCCCAGAUCUGCCAAAGAAUGCUUAGACUGAGGGUCGCUGCGUGGUUCAUGUGUCUUGGAAUAUAGAUUUAUUUUUCUUUAAAGAUAUCCUGUGAUCUUAGCAAGAUUACAUUUAUUUAGCAUACUUAUAUUUACCCUUAAUGUGACUUCCAAAUACUAUAUUUAUGAGAUGGAGAUAAGUACAUACUACUGCUUUACAAAUGUCUUAGUGUCCUUUGUGUCUUAAAGAUAUAUUGGCAUAAUGAAUACAGUGGCCCUGCUUAUUUGGACUUUUAAGCCACACUUAAAGUAAAUAAAAUAUGGUAAUGGAUUAAACUUUAGCACAAGUGCACUUUCAAGCGAAAUUAUUCACAAAAAGAUGUUAAUUUGACAUGAGAUUAUCAAACAAUAUAUAGCCUAUUCCUUUCUAAAUUAAAGGGAUAGUUCACCCAAAAGUGCAAUAAUGCACCCUCAUGUUGACAUCUAUAGUAAGAAAAAAAUACUAUGGAAGUCAUUGGGGCUUCUGAUCGGUUCGGUUUAGUUACAAACAUUCCUUAAAGUAUCUUCCUUUAUGUUUAUCAGAAUAAAGACAUUUAUACAGGUUUGUAACAACAUGAAAGACAGUAAACUUUUUUUUGGUGAACUAUCCCUUUAAAGGACAAAAUAUGCUCAUUAAACAUUUGAUUUUUACAGUUUUGGAAUCCAUUCAACCAAUCUCCGGGCACUACUACUUUUAGCAAAGCUUAGCAUA
Messenger RNA from Paramisgurnus dabryanus, 3485 nucleotides. RefSeq names its product leucine-rich repeat-containing protein 38. Gene Ontology annotation, cellular component: voltage-gated potassium channel complex. NCBI's taxonomy places the organism in Eukaryota, Metazoa, Chordata, Actinopteri, Cypriniformes, Cobitidae. The record is from RefSeq and is a predicted model, not a curated record. Gene Ontology annotation, molecular function: potassium channel activator activity; voltage-gated potassium channel activity; transmembrane transporter binding.